AUGUGGAAUUCUUCUUUCUAUUGGAUCUCUUUUUGGACAAUCUAUUCCCUUUCUGGUAUUACAUUCGUCUUUGCAAAUUCGGUAUCAGUGAGUCGAUCAGCACGUCGGCCAGGUAAUAUAACAUUAGGUGGAUUAUUUCCUGUCCACGAAUAUGGCAGUCCACGAGAGCCUUGUGGAACGAUUAGUCAAUUCCGUGGUAUACAACGUUUAGAAGCCAUGUUAUUCGCUAUUGAACAAAUUAAUAAUGAGAAACACUUAUUGCCUGGGAUUGAAUUAGGUGCACUCAUAUUAGAUACUUGUUCCGAUGAUAAUUACGCUGUUGAACAAUCUCUUGGAUUUGUGCUCAGUCGUUUGACAUCAAGUAUAUGUAAAUGUGGGAAUACAUCUAUAUUUGAAUCGUUGUAUAAUGAAAACGUCUUCGGUGUUGUUGGCGCAACAUUGAGUUCUGUUAGUGUACAUGUCGCUAAUCUCUUACGUUUAUUUCAAUUACCACAGAUCUCAUAUGCAUCAACAACGCCUAAAUUAAGUGAACCAUCAUUUGAAUUCUUUGCGCGUACUGUUCCGUCCGAUUCUAAUCAAGCACGAGCAAUCGUCGAUAUAUUACAACGAUUAAAUUUCACCUAUGUCAAUGUCAUCUAUUCACACGGCGAUUAUGGUGAAGGCGGUUUUCGAGAAUUUCGGCGCUUAUUACGAGUGCCAGCAGCAACUGAAGAUGAUGCGAAUGUUACGAGAAGAAAACAACCGCGAAUAUGCGUUGCUGAUGAGCAACGUUUACAACGCGACGCGUCAAUACAAGACAUUCGAGAAAUUCUACAGACAAUGUUAGACCGGAUUAAGUCUGAUGUAAAAAUGCGUGUUUAUGUUCUUUUCGUUACUAAAGAAGAUGCAAGAAAGCUAUUGCAAGCAAUCAAAUCAUUUGAUAUCAGACAAAGACCUGUUUUGAUUGCAAGUGAUGCUUGGGGAAAAGAAUCAUCUGUUGUUAUCAGCGGUGAUACCGAUGAAACGGCUGUUGGGGCGUUAACUCUAGAGCUGAUUUCGAUCCAGCCAGCGAACUUCGAUCAGUACUUCAAUGCAUUGAAACCUGAUAUACCCAAUGAAAAUAUCUAUCAAGAUAUUAAUCAUCGAAAUCUGAAAGCGAUUUCAUCGCGGAAUCCGUGGUUUGCGGAAUUUUGGGAACAACGUUUUGGCUGUAAUCUAACAACAUCAUCGACAUGUCACGAUCAUCAACUGAAUGAAACGAACUGGGAUAGUAAAUUACAAUUCAUUGUCGAUGCAACGUACGUGUUUGCUUACGCUCUACACGAAUAUUUGCAAUGUUCAUCGACUUCAUGUUCAAACGUAUCGCUAACGGAUAUUGAUGGGAAAACUCUAUUUCAAAUUAUAUUAGAAAAAACAUAUCUAAUGCCCGACUCGAGACGGAUCCAAUUUAAUAGUGAACGUUUUGUGCCUGGUCAUUAUCGAAUCUAUAACUAUCGUCGAUCAGAUAAAUCGUCAUCAUCACCAAUGGAUGCGUUCACAUCUCCCUACGAUUAUGUUUCUGUAGGUGAAUGGAAGAUUGAUCGUAGUCAAAAUGGUGAACUCAAUCUCAACAUUGAUUCAAUUAUUUGGUCAAGUGCUAGUGCAGAUGAAUCCUUGUCGAAAACGAUUCCGAUUUCUCGUUGCUCAGAACCAUGUCGUGUUGGUGAACUUCGACAAUUUCAAGGCGACGCUUGUUGUUGGGUAUGCACAUCAUGUAACGAAACAUCGAUCAUCACUGGGCCAGAAGGACAAGAACGUUGUGAACCAUGUCCGCGUGGUCAUUGGCCAACUGACAAUCGAACAUCAUGUUAUAAAUUGAAAGAAACAUCGAUCGGGUUCUUCUCUGUAUUAGGAAUUAUACCAAUUAGCAUAUCCAUUAUCGGGAACAUUCUUACAUUAUAUGUUGUUAUUCUCUUCUAUCAAAAACGGCAAACACCAGUUGUUAAAGCAAGUGGAACCGAGCUUUGUUUCAUUAUGCUUGCUGGUAUUCAUCUAUGUUACUUAAUGACAUUUCCAAUCAUUCUCCGAGCUCAUUUACUCACAUGUAUUGUUCAACGUUUGGGAAUUGGCUUGGCUUUCUCUAUGAUGUAUGCUGCUUUGUUAACCAAAACAAAUCGUAUAGCGAGAAUAUUUGAAAGUACAAAAAAGCAGGGUAAAUUACGCCCGCAAUACAUUUCUCCACGUUCUCAAGUGGUCAUUUGCUCGUGUUUAAUUAUGGUACAAUUGCUUCUUUCUCUAUUAUGGUUAGCUUUUGAACCACCAUCGAUAGUCAUUCUCACACAAGAACGUCUAGUCAUACGUAAAUGUGACACGAACAAACAUUCAUUCCUUUUCUCAUUGUCUUAUAAUGUUUUACUUGUACUUAUAUGCACGAUGUAUGCCGUACGAACACGGAAAGUGCCGGAGAAUUUCAAUGAAACCAAAUUUAUUGGUUUUACUUGUUAUACAACUUGUAUACUCUGGUUAGCAUUUCUUCCCAUUUAUUUUACAGCUUACGAAACAGGUCGUCACCAGGUACAUAUCGUGACGCUUUGUGUUACCAUUUCAUUAUGCGCAACAGUGGCAUUAGCUUGCAUGUUUUCCCCAAAAGUGUACAUAAUAUUGAUUCACCCAGAGAAGAAUAUGCGUCUCGCGAAACAAUUAAAAGCGCAAGCCAAUUGUAUGAAAUUCGCUUCACACAUAGCAGCUAAUACAGAAUUUCUCUUGAAACAUAAUUCAACGAAAACAGAUAUAGUCAACGACGAUGCAUCCGCGAAAGUUGCCAUCGAUAGUAACAGCACAGUUACUCCGACUAAUAAUGUCAGUGCUAACACAGAAGAAAACAAACCAUUAACAAUCAUCAAUCGAAUGACAACAUUCGAGAAUCAUACAGAAUAUCCUGAAAAUAGUAAUUCUAUAUCAAGCAAUAGCAAUACUCUGCGCAAACUACCGAUAAUCAUUACAACAAGCCAAUCCGAAGAUGGCUUCAAUCAUGAAAAACUCAAUUUAACUACUGUACAAUACGAUGACGAUGAUGAUAGUCUUACUUCAAGUUCGAUACAUGAAGAGCCAAUCAUGGUAUAG
This is a messenger RNA of Adineta ricciae, 3081 nucleotides long. The record is from the annotation of a GenBank genome assembly. Lineage: Eukaryota; Metazoa; Rotifera; Eurotatoria; Adinetida; Adinetidae.